Messenger RNA from Marchantia polymorpha subsp. ruderalis, 1704 nucleotides. Lineage: Eukaryota; Viridiplantae; Streptophyta; Marchantiopsida; Marchantiales; Marchantiaceae. The record is from the annotation of a GenBank genome assembly.
UAGCACGUCCGUACUUAGCGUGCUAAUAGACAGUUACACUGGCUCCCCAGUUCUCCUCUGGAUGUGGACAAGAGAAGCAUCGCGAGGCACGACGGAGUGAAGUUAGGGUCCAGAUGCAGGAGACCGAAUCUCUUUAAAUUCAGCACCCGGGCGAACGGUCGGGACAUUCAAGGACUGGUGUCACGUGACGAGGAGGUGCUGGUUUCUGCAUGAGCUCGGGACUAAGGUUUCGAGAUAACGGGCAAUUUGACAGCGAACGGUGCUCAUCCAUUCCACAGCAGGAUUCCAAAGCGGACGUUCGACGUAUAAUUAACGAGGAAAGAGAUUGUGUUUGACGAGAAGCGGGUACCGGGGAGGGUACACUAUGUGGUUGAAGAUGGCAGUGGAGCUCAGAGAGGCAAACGGUGGUUCUAACAGAUGUGAAGACGUUUAUACUCUUCAAACGAAUUUGAGAGAAUUGAUGCAACAGCUUCAAGACGAAACUCAGAGCAGUUUUCUUUCCAGAGACAAGUUCGCACAAUUGCAGAAGGCAAAGACAGCUUUGUCCACAGUGUCAAGAAGAGGGCAUGCCCGCGUUCGAAGGAGACAGCCCAAGGUUGGGACUAUGGUAGCGGGAGGUGUGUCGUUGGAUUUAUUGGUGGAAGCACCAAGUUUCAGAGUAGCUGAGUCUUUGAAUCCGGUGUUCACAACACCGCCACGUCCUAAAUCAGCGGACAAAGGGGACUCGUUGGGGCAUUCUGUUGCCAAUGUUUUAUACGUGGGGCAAUUUGCAAACCAGGAUCCAUCGUCACAUCUUAAUCUCCCACAAAUUAACAACCUUUCAUGCGGAGGAUAUAACAAUGCAAUGCAAUUGAUUCAGCAGUUGGAGAUUCCUCAUUCUUAUAAGAGUGGCUGGAAGGUUCCCAUUCCAGCCACACUUAGAAGAAAUUCUUUUGGGAAGAAGGCUAGACAUAAAAUAUGUGACGGAGGUAAAAACUUCGCAUUCAGAAAUGGUAGUAGGAACGUGAAGAAAAGAAUUCAAAGGAACACAUCGAAUACCAUAGUGGUACCGGCCAUUAGCGACAGACUAGCUGACAUACCUGCAGAUGACUAUGCUUGGCGCAAGUACGGUCAAAAGCCUAUCAAGGAUUCGAACUAUCCAAGAAGUUAUUACAGGUGUAGUAUCACAAAAGGAUGUCCAGCGAGAAAGCACGUGGAGAGAUGCUCGAAAGAUCCAACAAUGCUUAUGAUUACUUAUUCGGGAGACCACAAAGAUUGUUAUGGCCCCCGCUCUUGCAGUCUCUAAAUCCACUCCGUGUCAUGCGAAUCAACCUGAAUCCGAUUCUUCGUACAAGAGUAUGAGAAAGGCAUCAGUUUCUGUUCAGUGGGAAUCUGGAAUGAACUCCUGUAGCUAGUAGUCGGGAGUUUACAACUAAAUUUUUAGUCCAAAGUCUCCAAUUGGCAGACUUACGCAAUACUCAGAUUUCAGUCCAUGAUGAAUACCGCCAACAAUUUAUUCUCUAAAGUACUUAUAUUUCUCUUGAACUAGGCUACGCCUCUUCACGAUGUCUCGAAAACUAUCGAAAUACAUGCUAUCAAUGUAUAUAUCUUAAGAGGAGAUGAUUCCGAGUUAUUUUCAAUUUGUAUAAAACUCCGGUGUGUUCUCGUGUUAUUCUACAGAUCCUACAUAUAGCAUUAUUCUUUAUAUGUUAUGUCUGUAAUCCA